AUGAAGGCCAAACAAUCGUAUGGAUUGAUUCAAUUAAACAACGGACAACUGAUUCCCAACCUGGGUUUGGGCACCUGGACUAUGGACGACGAACAGGCGACCAGUGCUGUUAAGGAGGCCGUUAGUGUCGGGUAUAGACAUAUAGACACCGCCUGGAGAUAUAACAAUGAAGUCGGUGUCGGACUCGCACUCAAAGAGCUCUUCGACACCAAACAGAUCUCCAGAGAAGAGAUAUUUAUCACAAGCAAA
Medioppia subpectinata is the source of this 249-nucleotide messenger RNA. The record is from the annotation of a GenBank genome assembly. NCBI's taxonomy places the organism in Eukaryota, Metazoa, Arthropoda, Arachnida, Sarcoptiformes, Oppiidae.